Messenger RNA from Talpa occidentalis (Iberian mole), 1542 nucleotides. RefSeq names its product butyrophilin-like protein 8. Lineage: Eukaryota; Metazoa; Chordata; Mammalia; Eulipotyphla; Talpidae. The record is from RefSeq and is a predicted model, not a curated record. The coding region runs from base 1 to 1542 and encodes 513 amino acids. Gene Ontology annotation, molecular function: signaling receptor binding. Gene Ontology annotation, cellular component: external side of plasma membrane. The transcript has 9 exons. Gene Ontology annotation, biological process: regulation of cytokine production; T cell receptor signaling pathway.
AUGGCCCUCAUACUCACUUUGGUUCUCAGUCUCCUCAAACUGGGUUCAGGCCAGUGGCAGGUGAUUGGGCCAGACAAGAUGGUCCAGGUCUUGGUGGGGGAGGACGCAGUGUUCUCCUGCUCCCUGGCUCCUGAGACAAGUGCAGAGGCCAUGGAAGUGCGCUUCUUCAGGGAUCAAGUCUCCUCUGUGGUCCACCUCUACAGGAAUGGGAAAGACCAAGUCAAGAUGCAGAUUCCAGACUAUCAAGGGAGAACGGAGUUGCUGAAGGACUCCAUGGUAGAGGGGCAUGUCUCCCUGAGGCUGGAGAAGGUCACUCUCUCAGACUCUGGUCUCUAUGGAUGUUUCUUCAGUUCCCAGAGUUUCGAGCAGGAGGCCUUCUGGGACCUGCAGGUGUCAGAACCUGGCUCAACUCCUCUCAUUUCCAUUGUGGGCUAUGUUGAUGGAGGCAUCCAGCUGUUCUGUCAGUCCUCGGGUUGGUUCCUUCAGCCCACGUUGGUAUGGAGAGGUCCACAGGGACACGAUUUGCCCUCGAGCUCCAAUGUAAGCAAAGAUAUGCAUGGCCUAUUUGAUGUGGCGACCUCUCUUACAGUCCAAGAAAAUGCUGGGAGUAUAUCAUGCUGCAUCCAGCUCACUGACCAGGGUCAAAAGGUGGAAUCCAGAAUAUGGAUAGGAGAGACAUUUUUCCAGCCCUUCCCCUGGAAUUUGGUGUCUCAGUCACUGGGAGUUCUCUUCCUUGUUCUAUAUGGUAUUAUCAUUGGUCUGAGCAUUUUCUUCCACAAAUACAACAACUGGAAUAUCCAGGCAGAAUUGGAUCCGAGAAGGAAGCAUGGAGUGGAAGAAUUGAGAAAGGCCCGACAGUAUGAAGCGGACGUGACUCUGAACAUGGACAUGGCUCGCCCCCAGAUCUACACUUCUGAAAUCUAUAGGAAGAAGGAUCCCUUCUUAAAGAAGAAAUUUAAUACCAAGAUUGUGGUUGCUCCUCAGAGUUUCCAGGGAGGGAAACAUUACUGGGAAGUGGAAGUAGGACACAAUGAAAUGUGGUGUUUGGGUGUGUGCCUGGAUAUGGACAGGAGGGUAAAUGAAAUUUUGUCUCCCUACAAUGGUUACUGGGUCCUUGGGUUGGAGACAGAACAUGAGUAUUUCACAUUUGAUCCCCACAGAAUCAUCCUCUCUCUCAGAUUCCCUCCUACACGAGUGGGGAUUUUAUUAGAUUAUGAUGGUGGGACCAUCUCCUUCUACAAUAUAAAUGAUCGAUCCCUUAUUUGUACAUUGAAAAAUCAAUUUGAAGGCUCAUUGAAGCCUUUUAUCCUAUAUGGUGAGAAAUACAAGACUCCCAUAGUCAUCUGCCCAAUAUCCCGGCAUCAAAAAAAAGCCCAUCCUCAGAGGAACCCCACCCCGAUAGAAACAGAAAAUCUAGAGCCCUCCUCACAGGUGAAAAUGCCCCUCCUCUCAGGAGUGGGACUCAGUGGGAAAACAUCACACACUCCCCUCCAGGACACUGGCCUCUCUCAAAAACCAGAGCCCUGUGGCAGCCACCAGUAA